Molecule: messenger RNA, 2362 nt
Organism: Schistosoma mattheei
Lineage: Eukaryota; Metazoa; Platyhelminthes; Trematoda; Strigeidida; Schistosomatidae
Source: the annotation of a GenBank genome assembly
AUGCCAAUCAAUAAUAAUAAUAAUGAUGAAUUAAAACAAAAUUAUGAAAAAUAUUGGAUUAUUAAUAAACAAGAUUCUAAUAAUUAUACAUUACCACAAUAUAAUCAAUAUGAACAACAUAUAAGUAAUAGUAAUAGUACACUGAUCAAUACUAAUCUUGAUUAUUUACAACAAUCUCAUCAUAGUAACAAUAAUAAUAAUAAUAAUGAUCCAUUGAAUUUAUGUAAAACGAUGAUGAAUGGUGAAGAUUUAAAAAAUAAAUCAAUAUUACCAAUGAAUAUAUCAACAAUAGAUAUGAUAAAUAAUACGAAUAAUGUUACCAUGGCAACAGAUACGAUUAAUAGUAUCAUGAAUAAUAAUAAUAAUCAUAAAAUUGAUCCUAAUUAUUUUACACAAUCGUUAAAAUUAAAAAAAUCAGAGAAAUUCGAUAAUUCAAUGAAUUUAUUGAAUGCAUCAAUGAAUGAUGAUAAUAAACACGAUCAUAAUUCAAACGAAAUAAAUCAAUUAAAAACUGCUAGAAGUUUCGAAUAUAUUGUAAUACCACAUAAUAAUAAUAACAAUAAUAAUAAUAAUCAGUCAUUAUCUCCUUUAUCAUCAAACAAAGAUCAUGACAAACCUCAAGAACAACAACAUCAAGUUUCAUGGACUUCUAAUAUUCAAACAAGUAUUCCAUCAAGUAAAUCAACAACAAUUUUAUCACCACAAUAUACAAUUCAACAUAAUAUAGGUCAUUGUCUUUCAGAUAAUCAAUCUUUUAUGAUUACUUCUACACCUUGUAUUACUUCUACAUCUUCUACACUUUCUAUUACUUCGACUACUUCCACUGAUACUACUAGUACUCAUACUACUCAUACUACUAAUACUACUACUACUACUACUACUACAUCAUCAAACUUUUCUGAUUAUACUAUUAUUAACCAAUAUCCUAAUACAUUACAAACAUUUAAUAAACAAUCUAAUCAUAAUGAUAAUUUAUCUGUAUUCUAUUUAAAUCAUUCAACAAAUAUUAUUGAUCAUUAUAAUCAAUCUUUAUUAUUAAAUCAAUUUAAUCAUAAACAAAUCAAUAAAUCAAUAGAGAAUUGUAAUCAAUCAAUAACACCAAUUAAUUUAAUUGAUUUUAUUGAUAAACAAUUAAAUGAUAAAAAAUCUUUUAAAUAUGAUAUAAUAAUAGAUAAUUCAAUAAUAAAUGAUUCUAAGGAUUCAAUAGAUAAUAAUAAUGCUAAUACAGUUAUGUAUAUGAUAAACAAUCAACAACAACAACAACAAUCGAAUUCUUUACAUUAUGAUUCAAAUCACGAUAAUAUUUCAUCAAUUUCAACUGAUUUUGUUUAAAGAAAUUCGUUCAAUUAUUGAUUUUUUUGUUUGUUUGUUUCUUUUCUUUUCUUCUUUUCUUUUCUUUUCUUAUAGACGAUCACAAUAAACAAUUGUACAUUUUUGUUUUGAUAAAAUAACUCAUUUCAUUAGAUUAUAUAAUAACAUUACUAAUAAUAGAUUUGAAUUGUUUAGUGUUUUUUUCUAGGGGGGGGGGAGGAGGGCGAGUUAGUUUUCUACGGCGGGGAUGAGGAAGGUCGCUAACCUCAUUCACAACCCUCCUUCUUUAUCCGGGCUUGAAACCGGCCAGCAGUGACUUGAGAAAACCUAUAGGCAGAGUUAAAACUAAGCCGCGCAGAGAGUUAAACACCGGGCCGCCUGGCUGAGAGCCAGGAAUCCUAACCGUUAGACGUAAAGAUGUGAACUGGGAAAACAAGGACAGCAUUCUUACAAUUAAAGAACAUAUGUAACUCAAUACAGCUUUCAACCAAUAACAAAGUCACAAUCUUCAAUACUAACGUCAGUUCUAACGACAGUUCUACUGUAUAAAGCAGAAACUUAGAGAAUUACCACAACAAUUAUCAAGAAUGUACAAGUAUUAAUGAACAAUUGUCCACGUAAGAUAUUCAUUGUUCGUUGAUCGGAUACCAUCAGCAACAGCCUACUGUGGGAGAGAAUAAACCAACUUUCAGCUGAAGAAGAUAUUUGGAAAAGACGUUGAAAAUGAAUAGUACGUACAUUACUGAAAUCACCAAACUGCAUCACGAGGCAAGCGCUUAGUUGGAAUCCUGAAGGAAAGAGGAAAAUAGAAAGGCCAAAGAACACAUUACGUUGGGAAAUAGAAUCAGAUAUAAAAAGGAUGAAUAACAAUUGGAAAGAGUUGGAAAGGAUUGUCCAGGACAGAGUUGGAUGGAGUAUGCUGGUGAGCUGUCUAUGCUCCUGCACGAGGGUUGACAGACAUAAGUAAAGUAAGUAAGUUACUUUAACGAAUCAUUAAAAAGCUUGAGAAUAUUUAAUUUGUAACAAUCCUAACAACAUAACUCAUUACUAC